AUGCGUUCCCGCCACAGCACGGCACGCCCCGUCCCGCACGCGGCGGCGGCGGUCGCCCUCCUGCGGCUGGCUGCACUGCUGGCGCUGGCUGCAGUGGCCCCAGCGGGGGUAGCCUCCGCGGAGGACGCCGCAGCAGCCGCAGCAGCCGCACACGAAGAGGAAAGGAUCAUGCUGGACCUGCGGGGCCUGCUGUGGGGCAGCCUGCCGCAGUGGAUGGCGUACCGGCCUGGCUGGAACCCUAUCAACAACUCCUCCCACUGCACCUGGUCCAACGUCAAGUGCAACAGCGGCAAGCACGUCGUCUCGCUGGUGCUGCGCGGCUUUGUGCCUCGUCCCAACGGCUCGCAGCGGCCCCAGGGCCCCGGCAGGAAGGGCGCUGCCGGCAGCAACCCGCGCUUCAACGCCACCGUGGCGGCGGCAGAGCUCGAGGCGCUCGGCAAGCGGGCCGCGGCGGCGCUGGCGCUGCCCCCGGCCCUCGCCCGCCUGCCGUGGCUGGAGGAGCUGAGGUUGGCUCAGUCGCUGGUGCCGCUGGAUGGCGGCGUGCCGGACGCGUGGCUGGCCCCCGGCGCCUUCCCACGGCUCAGGAGGCUGGAGAUUUGGGCGCCGGGGCUGGGCGCGCCGCUGCCCGCCAUCCCGCGCGGCGUGCUGCCGGCGCUGGAGCAGCUGGACCUGCGCUUUCCCGUGGCCGCCACCCUGCCCGCGGCCUGGGGCGCGCCGGGGGUGCUGCCUGCGCUGGAGUCGCUCACGCUGCGCGCGCUGUGGUCUGGCGGCCUGCCCCCCGCCUGGGCCCGCGGCUUCCGCCAGCUCCGCACCCUGCGCCUGGCUGACUUCUACUGGCGCGCCAGCCGCCCAAGCGCGGCCGCCGACCCGUCGACGCUCAGCGGCGGCGGCGGCGGCGGCGGCGCGGAGGCGGAGGGCCGGGGGGACCCUUGGGCGACAGACCCCUGGGCUGCAGCCUCGGAGCUGGAGCCGGGAGAGCAAGGGAUGACAGAGGUGUUCCCCCACUGGCCAGCCAGCAGCAGCAGCAGCAGCACCGGCGACAGCAGCAGUAGCGGCAGCAGCAGCGACAGCGGCGGCAGCGGCGGCGGCAGCAGCGGCAGCAGUCAAGCUGGUGCCGGCGGCAGCGGCGGCGGCGGCCUCGCUCCGACCCUGCCUCGCGACUGGGCGGGCGGCUUCCCGGCGCUGCGCUCGCUGGCCCUCAACGGGCUGGCUCUGGAGGGGCCCCUGCCGGCCGCCUGGAUGACCGACGCCGCCCUCCCGCUGCUCUACCUUCUAGACCUGAUGGGGAAUGCGCUGACGGGUCGCCUGCCCGCCAUCCUGUUCCAUACACACCCCUUCCUGUGGCACGUGGAGCUAGACAACAACAGCUUCACGGGGAGGCUGCCAGACGCGUGGCAGGCGGCCCGGGUGCAGCGCCUGUCCCUGGCCUCCAACCAGCUCACCGGCCCCGCCUUCCCGCCCGCCUGGCUGGAACCAGGCUCCCUGCCCUCCCUCAGCGCCCUCUUCCUGUCUGGCAACGUGGGGCUGACCGGCACGCUGCCCGCCAGCCUGCCCUGGCCCAACCUGCAAUCCUUGGUGCUGGCUGGGACGGGGCUGGGAGGCACCAUCCCUCCCGACUGGUGCACGGCGCCCUUCCGCCUCUCCCUCAAGCACCUGUGGAUUAAGGGAACCGACAUCGAUCCCACGCUGCCGGUCUGUCCCAACCGGGACGCCACUCACAUCUAUUUGGAUGUGCCCACCCGCGCCGCCACCAGCGGCGGCAGCAGCGGCAGCAGCAGCGGCAGCAGUGGCGGCGACGGAGGAGGAGCUGGUACCGGCGGUACCGGCGGCGGAGGGCUCCCCGUCCCGAUGCCCGCAGGCGCCGGCCAGCGGCAGCCUGCGGCGGCGCGGGACGGCAGCGCGGCCGGAACCGGCACGGACGCGGCAGGCGCCGCGCCGGGCGGGGCCCAGCCCUCGGCCGGCGGCCUGGCGGUUGUCGUGGCUCUGGCCGCCGUGGCCGCGCUGCUGGCGGGGGGUGCCGCGGGAGGGCUGGCGUGGCGGCACAAGCGGCGGCAGCGGCGGCGCCGCUCCGGCGACGCCGGCCUGGUGCGCCAGCAGCUGCUGGGCGGCGGCGGGCCCGGCAGCGGCGACGGUCCGGGCGGCGGCGCCGCCGCCUUGCUGGCCGCCGCCGCCUCGCCCGAGGCCGGCGGCGGCGAGGCCGGCGGCGGCGAGGAGGGCUGCGGGCUGCCAUCGCCGCGCAGCCAGCAGCGGGACAAGAGCGUGCGUACCGCGGAGCUUCUCAGCCGCACGCUCGUCGAGGCGGGCAGGGGUGGCGGGGAGAUUGAGAUGCACCCUGUGGGCGGCCUGCCUGCCGAGAUAGAGGACAGAAUGGAGGCGGCGGCGGGGCUGUCGGGGGCAGCCACACCCAGCAAUCCCGAUUCCGGCAGCCUUGCCACCUGCUCCGCCGCGCUGGGGGAGAUUGCCCAGGUGCAGGCGCUGCUCAGCGAGCAGGCCGCCGCCGCGUCAGCAGGCGGCGGAAGCAGCAGCCGCGGCAGCCGCGGCCGGGCGCCACCCGGCGGCGGCGGCGGUGGGGUGACAGAGGUGGAGCUUGCGGCGGCUGCGGCGGCGGCGGGAGCGGCGGCGCGGUACCCUUAUGCCGGCUCCGGCAGCAGCUCAGGCUGGACCCACAGCAGCGCCCCCUCCCCAGCAGGCUCCGGCUUCCUGGGCGGCGGCGGCGUGGUGAGCGGCACCACCGUGCUGCCGCCCUCCCCGCCCGCCACCUCUACCCACCCGAGCUAUGCUGCUGGCGGCUAUGCUGCUGCUGCCAGCGGCUCUGAUGGCGGCUUUGCUGGCGGCGGCGGCGGUGGCAGCGGCGGCGGCGGCGGCGGCGGCGAGGACCCUUCUUCCUCCAAGCCCCGCGGCCAGCGGCGCUGGGACGCCCUGGACAGCCAGCCUCUGGCGCUGGACAGCCAGCCCAAGCUUCUGGAGUUUGACAAAGGGCCCGACGGAGAGCUGGUGCUUCUGGGAGAGGGCGGCUUUGCCUCUGUGUACCAAGCCCGCCUGGGGGAUCAACCAGUGGCGGUCAAGGCACGCGAUGCCGCCGCUCCCGCCGCCUCGGGGCGUGUGUUUGAGCUGGUGGCCGACCUCGAUUCCACUGCCAUCUGGCGCGAGGUGGCGCUGCUGCGGCAGUGCCAGCACCCGAGGGUCGUCCCCGUGUACGGUGUGGCCAUAGUCAACUCCUUGCUGAUGAUGGCAAUGGGCCUUAUGGAGGGAGGCACGCUGCGCACGGCGCUCAAGGACGAGGCGCGGCGCCCGCGGCUGGCCUGGCAUGAGGGCGGGCGGCAGGUGGCCAUGGAUGUGGCGGAAGCUCUCGACUACCUGCACACCCAGCGCCAGAUCAUGCACAGCGACCUCAAGGCCAGCAACGUGCUGCUUUCCUCUGAUCUGCGCGCCUCGCUGGCAGACCUGGGCGUGUCUCAAGUGCUGCUCAGCAGCGCGCGCUCGGCGGCGGGCCUCAGCCUGACGUAUGCGGCCCCCGAGCAGCUGAUGGGCCUGCGCUGCACCCUGGCCGCCGACGUCUACAGCCUGGGCAUCCUGCUGGUGGAGAUCACCACGCAGCACAUGGGCACCAAGCGCGGGGAGUGGCGCCCGCCGCACGUGCCGCAGGAGUGCUCGCAGGAGGUUCUGGAGCUCAUCCAGGCCUGCAUCGCCCCCAGCCCGCAGCGCCGCCCCACCGCGGCCCAGGUGCUGCAGCGGCUGCGUGCCGACGCGGCGGCGCCGCCUGUGGAGCCCAUCCAGCGGUCGACGCCCCUGGCCUCCCAGCGGCACACCACCACCAGCAGCAGCAGCAGCAGCAGCCAGGCGCCUGCGCCUCCCCCUCCGCAUGUAGAGCCGGCGCCGGCGCCAGAGGCGCUGCCGGCCGCGCAGCCGUCCUCGCCAACAGCAAGCAGUGGUGGCAGCCGCAGCGGCGGCGGCGGCGGCGGCGGAGGGGGAGGGGGAGGGUUCAGCUUCUGGGCCAGCGGCCAGCAGCCGCAGCAGCAGGCGCAGGGGCAGCCAGGAGCGCUGGAGGAGGCGCCGCUGCUGGCUGGGGCCAGCCAGGCGUCAGACCCGGGCGGAGAGUUUGCUGGCCUGGGCCGCUUGUGA
This is a messenger RNA of Chlorella variabilis, 4122 nucleotides long. RefSeq lists its product as hypothetical. The record is from RefSeq and is a predicted model, not a curated record. The transcript has 15 exons. Gene Ontology annotation, molecular function: ATP binding; protein kinase activity. NCBI's taxonomy places the organism in Eukaryota, Viridiplantae, Chlorophyta, Trebouxiophyceae, Chlorellales, Chlorellaceae. Gene Ontology annotation, biological process: protein phosphorylation. The coding region runs from base 1 to 4122 and encodes 1373 amino acids.